This is a messenger RNA of Prunus armeniaca (apricot), 1242 nucleotides long. The record is from the annotation of a GenBank genome assembly. Lineage: Eukaryota; Viridiplantae; Streptophyta; Magnoliopsida; Rosales; Rosaceae.
AUGGAAAAUAUUCGAGUUGGACUACGAGGAGAAGUCAUUGGCCAAGCGGUUGACAAUGAUGAUGAUGACGAUGAGGAUGAAUGUGAUGAUGACAUGGGACCUGAAGAGCGACGCAAUUUCAAACAAUCAUUACGUGCCUCCAAACAGUCAGCAUGGGAAAGAGAACACCUCCACAAACUUGCUAAUAGAGCACAAGUUUCCAAGACAAGUGGUGGUGCACAGAUGAGACGGGGAGCAAGUGUUAGAGAAUUACAACCAACACCACCAAUGGCCCCAAGUUUAUAUAAAUCAUCCAAAGCACACCAAAAGAGUGUUUGGAGUUAUUUCGCUAGAGGUAAUGUGAAGGAGGGAAUGGGGCGUCUAAUUAGCAAGUUCUUCAUCUAUGACAAUGUCCCUGUUGAGAAGGAAUCAUCACAUCAUUUCAAAAAUAUGGUAUUGGGAUGUCAACAGGCCAGUGUUGGAGUGCAACCUCCUACUUCCUAUGAGCAGACCCGAUGUUGGAGACGAUGGUACCUUAUACGUGCUGUACACAAAGUAUAUUCUAAAUUAAACCCUGCAUCACCAGCAGUUGGCCAAUUUGGAAAUGAGCUAACAUGGUUUAAAGAUGCGAGAAGAACUUUUGGAGAACCAACAUCAGUUGCUGCUCGAACAAAAAUGUCUCCUAGUGAGUCUGAAUGGUGGAUCAUGUAUGGGACUGAUGCACCAACUCAAAGAAAUAGGUUGGCUCAUAGUAGGUUGGAAAAAUUAGUUUAUUGCUACUACAACAUGAAGCUUCAAAUUCGAGAUAAGGAAGCAGAAAGAGAUCAUGUCGACCGUGGUGACCCACUAGAUGUGUUUGAUAUUGCUGCUGAAGAUGAUGAUACAGAGGGUAACCAACUUUAUCAAUGGAUAAGACCUCUUCAUUUAGAUGAUGAUGAAGGCUACCCAGCUUUAAGAGUUGCUGAAGAAGCACAACUUUUGCGCCCCAGACCAAGAAAUAGAGGAAUUCCUCCUCCUUCCAUUCCUACACAACCACAAGAUCCUGCUGAUACUAAUGAUAGCUCUAGUACAAGAUCAGGAGACUCACCUACCACUGGAGGUGGGAAUGAUGAAGGAUAUAGUGGAGCUGGAAGUAGUGGUGGAUAUGGAAACUACGUUGGACCGCCUCCUGGAUUUAUGAGCCUGGUGAGGCAAACUUCACGCAUGCAACACAAGAUGAGGACCAUGGGAGUAGGCGGGGAGGGCCAGGAAUUGGUGCCAUAG